This is a messenger RNA of Porites evermanni, 434 nucleotides long. Lineage: Eukaryota; Metazoa; Cnidaria; Anthozoa; Scleractinia; Poritidae. The record is from the annotation of a GenBank genome assembly.
AUGGAUAUGAUCAUGUUAGAUGUUAGUAGGCAUUCGAUAAAAUACCCCAUCAACGUCUCAUUAGCAAAUUGCAGUUCUAUGACAUACAGGGAGGUACCCUUGCUUGGAUCAAAUAAUGGCUCACCAGUAGAUCAGUGGCAGUGUGUCAUAGUCGAUGGUGUGUGUUCGAAAUCUGUAGUAGUGACUUCAGGGGUGCUAGAAGGCACAGUAAUCGGUGCAUUGAUGUUUUUUAUAUGCAAGAUGAUCUAGUAUGUACGCUAAGAUUGCUUGCUGUUAAAGCUUUACUGCAUCAUAAAAUCUUUCAUAAUGAUGACACCUUGGCUUUACAGUGUGACCUAGACAAACUAGGCUUAUGGGCUGAUAGGUGCCAGAUGGUGUGUAAACCCACCAAAUGCUACAAAAUAUUUCUCUAUCGGAGUAAAUCUCCGAAAUAA